AUGGAGCUUAACAAUCUCACCAAAAUGAAAGUUAAAUACGCUACACAGUCUACAUUGGCUGGACGAUGGGAAGCAAAUUUAGAAAAAGGUAUUAUUCAAGAAAAAGAAUUUCUAACUCAAAACACUUCUGAAUCUUUGCAGAUAACGUUAAAGUCAACUAUCGAUUUAGUAGAUUAUUUAUUAGAAAAAUGUGGUUUUUGUUAUGUUUUGACAUCAAAACAUUUUUUGGAAUCAUCAGACAGAGUUCCAGUCCAAACGAUCAUCCGUCUACCCCUACAUUCCUCCAACUCUAUAGACUAUUAUCAAUGUAAUCAUUGGUUAAACCACCAAAAAGUGGAAAUUGCACAGUUUUUACAAUUAGAUACUGACUAUGCUCCAGUUAUAACCAUUUCUGAUUUGAAAAAUUCAAUGAAAGAAAAUAGUCAGUUAUCUAUUAGAAAAGAGAAAAUUCUCAAAUUAAGAAAUCACAUUGAUGAAAUACUGGAGGAAGGAAGAUGGGAUAUGGAUGAUGUUUUUAAAAAUAAUGAUUUCUCUGAUAAUGUAACAUUUGACUGUGUUGUAUACUAUUUAGCUGGAUAUCUAGCUUGGAGAUUAAGCAAGAAAAGUAAAUGUGAGUUAUGUUUGUCAGGCAUAAAAACUGGUGGUAAAGAAAUUGAUUUACCUGCUUCUCAACUCGUCAACCUGAAGACUCUUGGUUUACAAAUAAAUAAAAACAACCUAGUAAUAGAGUUAAAAAGAAAUUGUCAAAAUUAAUAUCAAACUAAAGGUGCAAUAUUUAAUUUUAAUUUAUG
This is a messenger RNA of Rhopalosiphum padi (bird cherry-oat aphid), 791 nucleotides long. RefSeq lists its product as uncharacterized. The coding region runs from base 1 to 753 and encodes 250 amino acids. Lineage: Eukaryota; Metazoa; Arthropoda; Insecta; Hemiptera; Aphididae. The record is from RefSeq and is a predicted model, not a curated record. The transcript has 5 exons.